CUUCAAAACAGAUUUCAGCGGGGGAGCUCACGUUGAUCAAAGAGAUGAACCUGGAUGAGGACGCCGGCCUGUCAGUCCAUUGUGGCAACGGCAAACUCAGACAGUGGCUGAUCGAUCAGAUUGACAGCAGGAGAUAUCCUGGCCUGGUUUGGGAAAACGAUGAAAAAACUAUUUUCCGGAUUCCGUGGAAACAUGCAGGCAAACAAGAUUAUAACAGAGAGGAGGAUGCUGCACUCUUUAAGGCAUGGGCAAUGUUUAAAGGAAAAUAUAAGGAAGGUGUGGACAAGCCAGAUCCCCCCACAUGGAAAACUAGACUACGCUGUGCUCUUAAUAAAAGCAAUGACUUUGAUGAGUUAGUAGAAAGAAGCCAACUGGACAUCUCAGAUCCCUACAAAGUCUACAGAAUCAUUCCAGAGGGAGCCAAAAAAGGAAUGAAGAUGAGCUGUAUGGAGGAGACACCAUCACAUAUGAAUGCUCUUGGAUAUAUUCCUCAGUAUGCGUCUCUGCAAAACCAGGUACCCGGCUAUAUGGUUUCUCAGGAGAGAAGGGACUGGAGGGAUUACCCACCACAAGAACAACAACCUCUUCCACCUCCACAUCACCACGGGUCACAUGCAGAGCUGCAGUAUGGCCACUACCCAUCAACCAUCAGCCGGGCUUGGCCUGGGUCACACUCGGAAAAUGGUUUUCAUCUCUCCAUCCACACCUACUUUUCAGAGUCACAGCCACCCAUGUACACAAUGGACCACAACAAUGCAAUAACAGAUGUCAGCCUGCAUGUGUCCCUAUACUACAGAGAAUCUUUGGUGAAGGAAGUUACCACCACCAGCCCAGAAGGUUGCCGGAUCACGUCUUCCUCCUCCUCCUCCUCUCCAUCCUCAUCCUCCCCCUCUUCCCCAUGCCCAGAGGACAAGUUUCACAGUGGGGCAGAAACCAUCCUUUUUCCAUUCCCGUACCCUGAAUCUCAGAGGCAGGGUGCUGAGAUGCUUCCUAACAUACUGGAGAGGGGGGUGCAUCUAUGGAUGAUGCCUGAUGGGUUGUAUGCUAAGCGCCUAUGCCAGGGACGAGUAUACUGGGAGGGACCUCUGGCUCCGUAUCUGGAUAAACCCAACAAGCUGGAGAAGGAGCAGCCAUGCAAACUGUUUGACACCCAGCAAUUCCUUAUUGAGCUUCAAGAUUUUGCCCAUAAUGGCCGACAUGUACCAAGACACCAGGUAGUGCUAUGUUUUGGAGACGAGUAUCCUGACCCACAGCGACAGAGGAAGCUGAUCACAGCACAGGUGGAGCCAGUGUUUGCCAGAAAACUGGUGUACUAUUACCAGCAGAACAGUGGCCACUACCUGCGGGGCUAUGAUCACAUCCAGGAACAGAACACAUCAUCUCCAGCAAUCGACUAUCCUUCCCAGAGGCCUCUACAGCAUAUUCAGGAGUGACAAGCAUGCAUGCACACACACACACACACACACACACACACACACACACACACACACACACACACACACACACACACACACACACGCUGGAGGGGAGGAAUGCGAAUGUAAACUGCUGACCAUUGACCACACCUUGUGACUGCAGUGCUGUGUACUGUAAAUGGUAGGCACUUGCACGCUACUCAGGGGUAGAGAUGGGGAAGACCCUGUUGUUUUCACUUGCACACCUAUGUGUCGUAGUCUUUGUGUCUGGGACAUUGGGGUAAUGUUUUUUUUUUCUCACUAAAUGUAUUAUUGUGACAGUGUGAAGGAUGCGGUUUGAGGGUGGGGGGGAUGAGGGGAGCGGAGGGCGACUGAGACAGGAAGUACUAGCACAGGUGCACAGGAAGAGUGGCCCCUAAGACAAACACUGAUACUCCGAAGUAAUAAAACAGAGUAUGAAUGAAUACUUAAUGCGUUUUCAUAUCUAACAGCUGACAAUGUCAUUGUUGCACUCAGCACUCAGUCAGUUGACAGAGCUCUUUCUGUGUGCAUGAUGUGCCAAAUAAAAACGUAUGCUCUGAUGAGCAAGUGAUCAAUCUCAGCGCUCAAUUCUUUUCAUUGCAAAAAAUAAAUAAAUGAAUAAAAUUAAAUAAUGCAAGUUGAAUGUGAGAGAAAUCACUGGUCUGGUGGUGUAGUAAAGGAAGCUGUUAUCACAAAUCGUUUCCCUCUUGGCUGCACCAUGUAUUGCAGGGUGUGUUAACAAAAAUCAAUUUGUACUGAAUCUGAUCUGCUUUUAAAAACAUCUGAUUCCUUUAAAUUAAGAGCUGUUUGUAGGUGAUAAUGAAGAAGAAAUGAACUAUUUUGAUUGUGGUAUGAUUGUGAUAUUAUAUUUUGAAGUUCACAGUUAUGCGUAUUUUGAUUUUCUCAGUGUUUGUUUACAUACUGUAAUUGUCUAAUGGUUGUUAGCAUUAGAAAUUAAACCUGUGAAUUGAGCUAUGAGUGUGGACAGUUAUGGAAUCAAUAAUUAAGAAAAUAUAUUGUGGGGUUGUAGAGAACUGAAAAGGCAAAGCACAGGAAUGCGUACAAUGGUGGAAGCAAAAAAGGAGGGGACCAGUGGCGAACAACUCAUAAUCAGGGAGCAGCUUGAGACUCAAGGUCUGUGUCACCAGAAAAGACUGGCCAUGAUGGGUGGUUUUGACACGACUGGACUGUAGGAAGUUGACUGGAAAAAUCACACCCAUCCUGUAACUUGUAAGGAAACCGUACCUGUUCCUCUUAACCUGAAACUAGCGGCCUCACAAAUGGGAAGGAAAACUAUCUUUGUGGUCUUCGUGCAGCUUUAGCCAGGGAACAGCUCUCUGGUUCCCAUGCCUGAGAUAUUGCAGAGCUUCACUGGAUGUAACGUCCUCUAAAAUCUAUCGCAACAGCUCAACAAAAUGUCCGUUACCCACUCAGGAAAGCGUAUAUAACAUUAGACACAAAAUGCAAAUGUUUUUAGAGGAAUCUCUCAGUACGUUGAAGUCCUAAGGGCCAAUGCAGCAAUAGGAGGGAUGGAGGCUGUGUUAUAUUUUUCUUCUGUGGUCCAGAGUUUCGAUCUCUGCAUUUACUUCCUUCACACUUAAACCACAUCACUUUCACAAUGGCUUCAAAAGUCUGACCAAAAUCACAGGCAGGAAUGUUUUUCUUUUGUGUGUGUGUGUGAACCAUAAAUCCUCCCUCACCCCCCCACCCCCACCCCCAAACAUCCAGUCAGUAUCUCUGAUCAUCUGCUGGGUGAUUUUUUUUGUUUCGCAUUACUUCAAUACAACCAGACAUUUGACUCAGUCAAAAUCAGAUCCUAAUAGCGAAAACGAUACCAGCUCAAUAUACAGUGUGCUGUUGUGGUAAACAGUGUAUAUGUGUGCGUGUGUGUGUAGAAAAGGGCCAUGUGUGCAUGUGUAGGUGGGUACAUGUGUGUGUCACAUAGUUGCAGUAUUACUGUUAUCAGAAAUUGACAUUUGUGGACUCAGGACAAAGCAUGUGACUCCCCCACCUACAGCAUCUGUGACUCAAACACAGACACGCACACACCCAUUUCUUAUUACAGUUACAGUAAAACAUUUAGAGCAAGCUACAGAGGAAAUCACAAAAAGUGUGCAUACCGAAAAAAUAUUGUUGUUAAUCUUUUUUAAAUAACAGUAGCAAUAAUCAGACAUUGAUUAAUAUAAAACUUCGACACGAAUAGAUGAUUUAUUUUGAAAUAAAAGUAUCAAUCUUCUGUAACAUGUCUACUGUGCUGUUUUGUCUUUGAGCUCCCCUGAUUUGCAAACA
Molecule: messenger RNA, 3725 nt
Organism: Seriola dumerili (greater amberjack)
Lineage: Eukaryota; Metazoa; Chordata; Actinopteri; Carangiformes; Carangidae
Gene: irf4a
Product: interferon regulatory factor 4-like
Exons: 9
Coding region: 45-1433 (462 amino acids)
Biological process (GO): regulation of transcription by RNA polymerase II; immune system process
Cellular component (GO): nucleus
Molecular function (GO): RNA polymerase II cis-regulatory region sequence-specific DNA binding; DNA-binding transcription factor activity, RNA polymerase II-specific; protein binding
Source: RefSeq, a predicted model, not a curated record